AUGGCCAUGAAAUUACUAGCAGCCACCAUCCUCAUCCUCUCCCUCAGCACCCCACAAGCCCACUGGAUCCCCCGCCGCCCCACGCCACUCUGCGUGUCCCAGCUGGCAAUAGUGAACCGUGCGUGCGGACGUCUGCCAUACGCACUAGUCAAUCCACCAUCCCUACCAUCACCUCCCGCCCGAGAGGGAGAGGGAGAGGUGGAGAGCGGGCACCACCACCACCACCGGCAGCGGCGGGAGGGGUAUGUGGAGACGGCGCAGGAGGGAGAGUGCUGCCGGUGGGUGAAGGAGGUGGACACGGAGUGUGUGUGUGAUCUGCUGGUGCAUCUGCCGCCGUUCAUGACGAGGCCACUCCACGAGUACAAGGUGAUCGUCGACGACAGCUGCGAGGUCAGCUUCAGCUGCGCCUCCAGAUUGGUCAACUUCUGA
Salvia hispanica is the source of this 429-nucleotide messenger RNA. RefSeq lists its product as uncharacterized. NCBI's taxonomy places the organism in Eukaryota, Viridiplantae, Streptophyta, Magnoliopsida, Lamiales, Lamiaceae. The record is from RefSeq and is a predicted model, not a curated record.